This is a messenger RNA of Mercenaria mercenaria, 3218 nucleotides long. RefSeq lists its product as uncharacterized. The transcript is spliced from 3 exons. Lineage: Eukaryota; Metazoa; Mollusca; Bivalvia; Venerida; Veneridae. The coding region runs from base 170 to 787 and encodes 205 amino acids. The record is from RefSeq and is a predicted model, not a curated record.
CAUGACCCCUACUUUUCUUUGGAUAUUUUUACAGUAUUAAUGUUGAUCUACAAGAAAAUGUAAGCUAAAGAAAUUUAAAAUGGGUCUAGGUGUGUAUUGCAGCAUUGUGAAAACUUGUCAUUUUAUAUAGAAUAUAUAGUGGUGGCUAUUUAGUGUGUUAUAACCUUUAAUGUCUAAGAAAUACGCUUGUUCAGUGUGUCUGGAAAAUUGUAAAACGGGUUGUAUUUACUGUGAGAUUUGUCAGUCAUGGCUGCACUACAGUUGUCAGAAUAUCGACAAAGCAGAGAGCAAAGACUGGACAGGUACACCGCUUGGUUAUAUCUGUAUUGUUUGCCGAAGCUGCGACGACGGCUCAUUUGACUUCCUUAUGGGAACUGAAAGGCUGAAAAAGGCAGCUAAACUGGGGCUGAAGAUGCUGAAAAUCGCCGUGAACAGAGAAACACUCUUCCUGAAAUCACAGCCUGUUGAAAACACACUACAUUCUGACUUCAGCAGCCACAAACAGGAUCAUGUAGCUAACAUCUUCUUGAAUCACUACCACGCCAAUACAAAGGCUGCACUACGUAGUACAGGGGACGGCGACUGCCCUUUUAAUGCAAUAUCAACCUGUCUUGUGGGCGAUGAAUCUAUGAGUGUCGAGUUAAGGUUUAGGUGUUGUGUCGAGAUGAUCAAUAACAAAAACAAAAUUCUACGACAUAAAUUGUAUCCAAGACUAGUGUUAAUUUCCCCUGAUUAUGACAAGGAUUAUGUAGACUGUACUAAACCUGGUUCAUAUUCCUCAGUUUGACGAAUGAUUGCCGUGUCAUUUCUACUCAACAUGCAAAUAGAUUCAAUGUAACCAAAUGUAAAUGGUAGCAAGCAUAUCGCCUUUCAGUCUCUGAACACUUCAUUCAAAACGCCGUUCGCAGAUCCAGAAAAAGGGCGAAUAACCAUUAUGUGGACACACACGUCGGUACCAGACAGAAAUGCUUUCGGGGAAAACGUCUCCAAACGUCAGAGAAAAGAGUGGACGCCAAAUCAUUUUGUACCUCUCGUUGGUGUUCCUAGACAGUCUGCUCGGCAAGAAGAAAGUAUAACACCAGCUACCAAUCAUUCUUCAGCAUCAAGCACACAUUCUCUGUUCCGAUCUCCAAACAGAUUGAAGCAUAAGUAACUGAAGAUGUCCACAUGCCUGAAACAGAUGACGAAACGUGCUCAAAACACAAUGAACAUUCAAACAGUUACGAGAAAGUAGAUACUUGUGAACCACACACAGGUGAAAAGGUCAGGGAAACUUACAAUCAUUAUGACAUUGAUGACGAAAUCCCACCGUCACCGCCAUUGGAAAAGUAUGUACGGAAUGAUUUAUCGACCAUAAAUGAAGAACCUGAAAAUGAGAAAAUACAACUGUCAGAAGACAGCGUUAAAACAAACACCUCCUUCGAAUCACUGAAAUCAACACGACAGUUCCGGACAAUGAACCUGAAGAAUUCUCGUGUGGGCCUCUUGGGAACAAAUUUAUGGACCUUCAUAACACUGACAAUGUCUUCAAAGGACACUAUGUGAUACUGGAAGAAAGUCCAUGUGGCACGAAGGACGGGACGUAUUUUGUUGAAAACCGUAAAAUAGGUAAAAAAAUCCGAAAUAUGGGACGAUUGUGGUGCAUGGAAAAAUGCGUCUACACCAAUAUCAUUAUUCAUACUUAUCAAUAACAAACUUACUGCAAUUGUGAAGAGACAAGGUCAAUACUGUGUGGAAAGACAGAUAAAUAAGAAGCGCGAACAUACCACUAGAACCACAACCAAGUGAGGACUCUAUUUUGAUUGUGCACAGACUAUAUCAGACACUUUCCGCCUCUCCAAGCGGGAAGAAUCAAUUUAAAAGAAGAUGUACUUGGUUAGGGAGCAGCCCAGACUUUUGUCCUUCAGCACCAACAACAGUUGCUAUCGUGGAAUACAUAGGUACAUUCCCGCCGCGGCAACAUCAUGGUCGCACAAAAGACUUUGAACAUAAUAUUCCGUAUAUAAGAACUAAACUGUUGAGCGCACAAUGAAUAGAAAGACAAAUGAUGACAAUGAAAAACAAAGGAAUGAAAAUCAAUUGAAAAACAUUAAAGCGGGUUUAAACAGGGAAUCUCGUGAGAAUUGUCACACGCACAAUUCAGCUGAUCAAAUAAUAUGUGUAGAAGAGAUGACCAAAACUCAUGAAUUUGUUAAUAGUGUUAAACAUAUUAGUGGAAUUCAUCAUCCUGUAGUAACACUGUAUACGGACCAACAGAUAGAAGAUAUCAAACGUUUCUGUUGUAGAGAUGGUGGUUGUGUGCUAAUCAUAGAUAAGACGUUCAAUCUUGGAGAUUUCCAUGUAACACCCACAUGCUAUAAAGACAUUUCAGUGAUAAGAAGAAAAACAAAUGACCACCCGAUAUGUUUUGGCCAUACUUUCAUUCAUACGAAUUCGUCCACAAAAACAUACUCGAGACCGAGAUAGCUUCGCUAGUAAUUGGUAGUGAUGAGGAAUAUGCCUUCAAAUCAGCCAUUAAACGAUGUUUUCCAGGCUGUACACACAUUUUAUACACGCGCCAUCUGAAACAAAAUAUAAAAAUAUAUGGAGGACCAGGUACGCUUUCCACAAAAAGAGAGACAGCAAAUCAUUGACGAAGUAUUCGGAACAAACGGAUUAGUGGAAAGCAGAGAUAUAGACACAUACAAUAAACGUGUUGAAAACAUUCAUACGAAAAUUGAAGAAUAUGAAAUGCAUUCUUGUGGAAAAUAAUUUAGACCUUAUUUUGACAAAGUUUUAAGUUUAAUCAAUGAUCAUGUAAUCAAACCCGCUGAAAACAAAAAAAAAAAUCCCUUCUAACUGGACCAACAAUAAAUCGAAUCCAUCUAUAUGGGAUGUCGCUUUACUAUUUUAUAUACAUUUUACAGUACAUCAGAAAAAUCAUUUUGUGAUUUUGUGAUAUCAUUAACUAUCUUCUGAUUUUAAGAAAUGCAUCAGAGGUCUUGUAAUCAACAAAUCCAUUUUAGAACAAACUAAAAUAAUUAUUGACUGUACUCAUCUCUGUCAGGAUUUAAAAAUCAGUCACUCAAGGCUACAUGUAUUAGAUAAAGUAGAAUUCCAGUGUAGAAGACUUUUGUGCAACUUACAUAGUGAGAGAUAUAGAUAUCGGACUGUAAUUAAGAAAUUAGAAAAUUAGUAAUAGCGGUACGCCUAAAGUGCGCAAUGGUGCGCAAUGGAGG